AAUGUACGCACAGUCGUUAUCUCUCGAUAAUCUAAUACACAGGUAGGUAGGUACCGUACGGCAACUCUGGACGUCCCGGUUAUUGUACUCAAAUAGACAGUAAGUUAAGCUACUAGCUAGUGUAAAAUGACUAACAGCACAGCAAACAGCAUGGCCGCUAUGUCCUCGGCCGCCAGCUCGGACACUAUGUCUGAGGUGUCGGAUUCCGGAACUGGAACGUCGGGAAGGAGCUACAGCGAUAGCCGGGAAGAAAUGCACAAUCUGGCAAAUUCUUUGGGCCUAGAGUCAGCCGAGGACUUAGCUAAGGAACGGUUCAAAGUCGAUAGGAAAAAGCUCGAGGCCAUGUUACACUGUGAUGGAGAAGACGGGAUAACGGCAGUCAAUUUCUUUCAAAAAGUAAUGACUGAUACGAGAACAUUAAUACUUUGGCCGACAAGACUUAAAAUUGGAGCAAAGUCAAAGAAAGACCCUCAUGUUCGAAUCGCUGGACUAGCAGAUGAUGUAAAAGCGGCCAAAAUGCAGGUUAUGAGUGUUUUGGAUGAUAGAAGCAAUCGCGUGACAAUGAAGCUGGACUUAAGCUACACUGACCAUUCUCAUAUUAUUGGUCGGGGAGGUCUGACAAUUAAACAAGUAAUGGAAAAUACUGGAUGCCACAUACACUUUCCUGAUUCAAAUAGAACAAGCUUAUUAGAAAAAAGUAAUCAGGUUUCUAUUGCUGGUAACUGUGGUGCCGUUGAAAGAGCUAGAGCACGUGUUCGGGAAUUGACUCCAUUGAUAUUUUGUUUUGAUUGGCCAAACAUUGGAACUGUUCAAAAUUAUCAAGAUCCGUCUAGCCAGUUUCCGUACAUUGGCUCUAUACAGGAGAAUUACAAUGUGCAUGUUAUGUUUCGUACGAGACCAAAACUCCAUUCGACUAUGGUAAUGGUUAAGGGCCACGAAUGGGAUGUUGUGAGAGUUAAAGAAGCGACAAUGCAACUCAUAACGCACAUGUGUGGUAACCUCGCAAAUCAAGUCUUAAUACUUAUGGUUAUGGAAAUAUCACCUCAACACCAUAAAAUAGUUAUGGGACCAGGUAAUGAAACGCUUAGAGCCAUUACUCGUCGUACUGGAGCACAAAUAUUAUUUCCAGAUGCUAAGGAUCCUAAUAUACCUUCUAUAAAAAAGAGUAGUGUUACCAUCACCGGUCAUAUACAUAAUGUCUACGCGGCCCGUCAAAUGCUUAUUGGCUCAUUACCAUUGCUUCUCAUGUUUGACAUACCGCAAGACGAAAUGGUACUAACCCACGAACAAAUCGAAAGCGUAAUGCAACGUUUGGACAUACAUAUAUCACUUAGACAUAAAGCUAGUCAAAAUAUUUACACGGUUUCAAUAAAAGGUUUUGAAAGAUCUGUGGGUAACAUUUAUGAAGGGCGAAGAUGUUUAUUGGGUGGUACAGGAGAAAGAAUAGCGCCAAAUAUACCAAAUACAUAUAAUGUGUCAAAUGAAAACCCAUCAUUUUUGAUUUCCAAUGGAGAGUUCUAUGGUGGUAAUCGCUACCCCAACAGACCUUUUAAUAAUUUAGGAGGAUUUAAUAAUUUUACUAAUUUCGCUGGUCCGAUGUCAUCGUCAUGUCGUAACAGUGUAGUUAGCUUACCUUUAGUGGGUAGUCAUGGUAAUAUUCCUCAAAUUAACGUUUUGGGACCUAGGAUCCAACAACUGGCCAAUGAUUUAAAAAUGGACAAUUUAUCAACCAACAACAAUCACAUAGGAAAAUCAACAUUUAAUUAUAUGCAAGAUUCGGCCAACUCUUCGCCAAAUCAAAGUUUACUAUCAAAUGGCGAUUUAGAACCCGAAAUGUUUGAAAAUCGUGCCCCUGGUUUUCGUAGACAGCCAAUCAAUUAUGAUUACCAAAAUUUGAGAGUUACUGCAGCCCAAGUAUCUCAGGUAAAACCUAAUCGUUCGGAAAUUAGAGUUCCAACAUCAGUGUGGUCCGGUUAUGGGUUCAGUCAAUCUAGCCCGUCCGCUUUGCUCAAAGGACAACGAGAGAAUGAACAAAAUAUAUGGAGCAAUAAUUCGCCUGAAACAAACAAUGAGAAUACAAUGGCAGAGUUAAUUCCUAUGGAAAUGAGUAAUCACUUAGACGCUACGCCUACUUCGACUGUUUCUAAGAUAACGUCAUCUUCAUUUGCUGACUUGCCUUCUCAUUUGGCUAUGCUUGGUUUAGAUAAGUACAUAAAUUUAUUUAAAUCUCAUGAAAUCGAUUGGACCACUUUUAAGACGUUGACAGAGAGUGAUUUAAGAGAGAUUGGUGUUACAGCAUUGGGAGCGCGUAGAAAAAUAUUGCUGUCCAUUGCUGAAUUAAACAAAAGAUGCCCAGUUGGUGGAUUGUUUGGUAUUAGUCCAGCUCCAGGAGCAGAGAGAAAAAGUCCUGCGUCUAAUAACAGUCCUUCAGACACGUGGUAAAUCAAAAAUAUAUAACUGCAUGUUGAGUAACUUAUAAUAAUUUUUUAUACUAAAAAAUUGUAAAUUAUUAUUAUUUAAAUUAUUUAGAAACUCAAAAGUGGGUUUUAAACAAUUUUUUUCAUUAUAGAAAAUAUAAAUAGGUAUUAAAAACUUAUUAUAAUAACAUAACUAACUACAGAUUUAUUUAAAACAUAACAAAACUUGUAAUAUUUUAGUAACAAUUACCCUUUAUAUAUUGUCUUCGUUCGAUACUAGUAUAUUAUUAAGUUGUAACCAAACAUUUCUUAUGGCUUUUAUAUUCCUACCUACAUAUAUUAUACAUUUAAAUAUCCUACCUACCAUUUUUUAAAAAUUAUUCCCAAGUGUAUUUAUUUAUAUCGAACUAUGCUUUAUGUUAUUUUAUUUCUAAAAAACCGUAUUAAUGUUGAAUUUUUUAUGCGAUCGUCAAUGUUAUUGUUAGGCGCAUUAUAUGUUUGUUAUUAUUUUAAUAAUGGUCGAUCGUUGGUAAAGUAUGCAGAGCGAUAGACAAGAAACAUUUAUAACUUAUAACAACUUGUGGAAAUAUUUUGAUUUAUGAUUUUUUCAAAACCAUUUAUUGUAUCCAUUAUUAUUCAUUAUGUUAAUUUGAGUUCUAUAUUAUCUUAUCUUAUUAUUUUUGUUAUGUUGUUUACUUAAUUAUUAUUAUACAUUUUUUUUUUGAAACUAAAAAUUUAUAGUAUACCUAUUAUAGGCCUUUAAAUGGU
Adelges cooleyi (spruce gall adelgid) is the source of this 3185-nucleotide messenger RNA. It is a transcript of the gene BicC, whose product is annotated as protein bicaudal C homolog 1. Gene Ontology annotation, cellular component: cytoplasm. Lineage: Eukaryota; Metazoa; Arthropoda; Insecta; Hemiptera; Adelgidae. The coding region runs from base 127 to 2442 and encodes 771 amino acids. The transcript is spliced from 15 exons. The record is from RefSeq and is a predicted model, not a curated record. Gene Ontology annotation, molecular function: RNA binding; protein binding.